Messenger RNA from Kwoniella botswanensis, 825 nucleotides. RefSeq lists its product as uncharacterized. Gene Ontology annotation, biological process: translation. The coding region runs from base 1 to 825 and encodes 274 amino acids. Gene Ontology annotation, molecular function: structural constituent of ribosome. The transcript has 5 exons. Gene Ontology annotation, cellular component: mitochondrial large ribosomal subunit; ribosome. NCBI's taxonomy places the organism in Eukaryota, Fungi, Basidiomycota, Tremellomycetes, Tremellales, Cryptococcaceae. The record is from RefSeq and is a predicted model, not a curated record.
AUGGCCCGACCGUUGAGAUCGAUAUUCACUGUCGCCCAGACAUCUAUCGCUGGACCAUCUACCCUCAGACCAUUGAACCCUUCUCUAAAAGUUGCGUCGCCUCAUCAGAAUCAAGUCCGAACUGCAUUCAACCUGUCCGGAUGGGAUCGAUUCCUACCUAAACUUCCUCGAUGGACGGAAGAUGAGAAGGAAAAGGAAGCUACCGCAAAUGCCUCGCAGGGUCAAGCUGAGGAAGGAGGAGUGAAGAUGGUCGAAGAUAAAGGUGUGGCUACUAGCGAGGAAGGAUCGACGGGCGGUUUGUUCGACGAAUACUCGAAAGAUAAGGAGGAAGAUGGAACGGGGAAAAAGAGGAGGAAGAGAGGUGAUGUACCUUGGACCGAGCACAAAUACUCUUCAGCCUUACAUAAAAUCUCGCAUCGAAAACUCAACGAUCUCUCUCGACAAAUAUCCAACUUACCCAUCGAUGAGGCUAUCGUCCAAAUGCAAUUCUCUGAAAAACGAGCUUCCUCAUGGAUCAAAUCGACUUUAGCAUUAUCAAGGGAUCACGCGAUGGAUAAAGGUUUAGAUAGAUCGAAAUUGGUUGUUGCCGAAACAUGGGUAUCUAAAGGACCUAAGAUCGCUCGACUGGAUAUUAAAGGAAGAGGUAAAUACGGUAUCAAACAUCAUCCAUCUUCCAAAAUCCACGUUGUCCUUAGAGAAGGUAAAACCCACGAAGAGAAAUUGCAAGAUAAGUUUAUCAAAGAUUUGAGAAAAGUUAGAAGUGCAGGUGUGGUAAGAGAGGAUGGGAAAAUAAGGAGGAAAGUGGUUAGUGGAUGGACUUGGUAG